Messenger RNA from Vicia villosa (hairy vetch), 549 nucleotides. RefSeq lists its product as uncharacterized. The transcript has a single exon. NCBI's taxonomy places the organism in Eukaryota, Viridiplantae, Streptophyta, Magnoliopsida, Fabales, Fabaceae. The record is from RefSeq and is a predicted model, not a curated record. Bases 1 to 549 code for a protein of 182 amino acids.
AUGCAACCAGAUUUGCCAAGCUUUCCUCGUACUCCAUUUGGAAGUGUUUCUAGAGCAUUUAGUAAAUCAUGGUAUAAGAAUUACACAUGGUUAGAAUACAGUGAGAUCAAGGAUGCAGCUUAUUGUUUUUAUUGCUUUCUCUUUAAGCAACCCGGGAGGGCCGAGCACUUUGGUUUUGAAGUCUUCACUAAAAGCGGAUAUAGAGAUUGGAAGCAUGCAUCUAAAAGCUUGAAAGAUCACGUUGGUAGUCAUAAUAGUUUACACAACUCAUGUGUCACGCAUUACGAUGAUUAUAAUAAUCAAAGACAAAGUGUGGCAAGUAAGUUUGCUAAAGCAACCAAGGAAUCAGAAGAAUUGUAUAACAUUCGUUUGACUUGUUCUGUAGAUUGUUCAAGAUAUCUCAUGGCACAAGGUAUGGCUUUCCGUGGUCAUGAUGAAUCCUCUGCAUCUCUAAAUAAGGGCAAUUUUAGAGAGAUGGUAGAUUGGGUAAAAUCUACGAAUGAACAAGUGAGGGAUGCUUUUGAUCGUGGUGGAAAAAUUGCACAAUGA